UGUUUAAUUCCGAGGACUGGUUGGAAGUGUAGGACGGUCGACAAUUUUGGAUUUGUUUUCUUAUUUAUUACUUCUAGUACCGUGGAACAGUUUUGCAAAGAAAGUUGUUUAUAAUAAUAUAGGUAUUGAGCUGUAGUAUUUCACUCUUGUCAUUCAUGUGAGAAUGUCAUGUUAAAUAAUCAUGCGUGUUAGGUUACUGUAAGGUAAACGUAAAUUAGAUUUUUGGCUGCCUGUAGCAGUGCCACGUAAGAUGGAAACCGUGUUGUGAGAAAUGGUGAUGUAGCGGUCGUGCAACCAUUUACCAGUUAUAUUGAAAAAAUGGGAGGCUCUCAGAGUGUUGAAAUACCAGGGGGUGGAACAGAAGGGUACCAUGUUCUUCGUGUUCAAGAAGGAUCUCCAGGUCAGAAAGCUGGAUUGGAAGCCUUUUUCGAUUUCAUAGUCGCCAUUGGGAAUACCAGACUUGAUCAGGAUAAUGACACGCUGAAAGAACUGCUAAAGCAAGGUAUAGGCCAGAAGCUACAAAUGACAGUAUACAGUAGUAAGACACAGUCUGUCCGUGAGGUAUCUAUUGAACCAAGUACUACUUGGGGAGGCCAGGGUUUACUUGGUGUCAGUAUAAGAUUUUGCUCCUUUGAGGGAGCGAAUGAAAAUGUAUGGCAUGUGCUGGAAGUUAACCCACAGUCACCAGCAGAAAUUGCUGGAUUAAGGCCAUUCACUGACUAUAUCAUUGGAGCAGAUUCAGUACUACAUGAAACAGAAGACCUGUUUACACUUAUAGAAGCACAUGAAGGCCGUCCUCUGAAACUUUAUGUGUACAACACAGCAGAGGACUCGUGCCGAGAAGUCACCAUAACCCCAAAUUCUCAGUGGGGAGGACAAGGAAGCUUGGGUUGUGGAAUUGGAUAUGGCUAUUUGCAUCGUAUUCCAGUACGUAGUCACCUAGCCAAACCACAUCUUCCUGUCACACCUAUUGCUUCACCUGCAACUACAGCUGCAACAAGGACUACUGCGCCAGGCGGUGCAGCUAGUCCAGGUGCACAGCCGUCAAUAGCAAGUGCAGCCCCAACAUUCAGUGACACUGUGUCGCCAGAAUCUGGAAAGACUCAGGCUACAGUGUCCACAUCAGGAAUGCAGUCUUUUGUGACACCUCACCUCCAAGAGAGUGGCAGUCUUACAUCAAUGCCACCAUCUACAACAUCUGAAUACCAAAUGUCCCCACUCUCUAUUUCGCACAGCAUUGAACAGAGGUUACCUAUCACAGUUCCUUCACCAAAUUCUACUGUCUAUCAACCUUCAGUUAUCUCAGAUUCCACUUACCAACCAACAGUUGUUUCUACAGGCCUUGGCCCUAGUUAUCAAGGAACAUCUGUCCCAACAACACUCAAUACAAGCCAACAAAUGAAUAAUAUCCAAAUGCUAAACACUGGAAUGCAGGGAACAAUAGGUGCACAGGGAGUAACAUAUCCUGCAUCACAACCAUCUGGCUAUCGACCAGCUCCAUUUACAGUAUCAGACUACAAAGUGCCUCCGCAGUCAACAGCACACCUUUUCACAGUACCACCACCCACAGCUCCCAUGCCUGCUAUGCCACCUCGCAGUGGUAUUGAGACAGCAGCAACAGCAAGUGGUGUUUUACCAUCAGUUGCCAGAUCAGCGACAACUCUAGCAGCAAGUGGUGGACCGAGUAUACCUGGAAUGCCAGUUGUGACAACACCAAUAUCACUACCUGGGAUGCCACCUAUAACGGUGUCAGCUUCUAUACCACUUGCAGCAUUUGAGGGCCUUCCUCCUCCUCAGUAGAUGGCUCCUGUUAAUCUUGAAAUUGUCAUUUGGGAAUCUUGGAUGACACAGCUUCUCACCUUUGCAUUUCUGUGAUAGAAGUGAUUUUUCUUCGAGUGACGUACAUUGAAAAAAGUUAUUACAAAGGGUUGAAAAUAUUGAUAGAUACUGAAUGUCUCUUAUGCUGCCAGGGAUUGCUGGACUGUGAAUAUAAAAAAAAAAUAAACAGUGCCUCAUUAAAAAGGAAUUUCUUUUGUGGGAAUUGACAGUGUUGUAAUCUGUAAUGAAAUUAUAAAACUUAAUUUGUUGUUUAUUAAUGUUUUUAUCUUUGUAUGUAUCAUAUUAUAGUUACAAGUAUGCUUGCUUGUUCGCUUUAAGAAUUAUGGCAUUCACUGGCACAUUGUACGAAGCAAGAAGUUGAUGAAACAUAUGAUAUGGAGAUUAUAUUCUGUCAUAUGUAUCAGAAUAAAUAGCCAUCAAAAUUAA
Schistocerca serialis cubense is the source of this 2265-nucleotide messenger RNA. RefSeq names its product Golgi reassembly-stacking protein 2 (gene Grasp65). NCBI's taxonomy places the organism in Eukaryota, Metazoa, Arthropoda, Insecta, Orthoptera, Acrididae. Gene Ontology annotation, cellular component: Golgi apparatus. Bases 319 to 1800 code for a protein of 493 amino acids. Gene Ontology annotation, biological process: Golgi organization. The transcript has 8 exons. The record is from RefSeq and is a predicted model, not a curated record. Gene Ontology annotation, molecular function: protein binding.